Messenger RNA from Fraxinus pennsylvanica, 1308 nucleotides. The record is from the annotation of a GenBank genome assembly. NCBI's taxonomy places the organism in Eukaryota, Viridiplantae, Streptophyta, Magnoliopsida, Lamiales, Oleaceae.
AUGGCAGAUGAAUUUCAGAUAGGAAGUGGAGGAAAUUGGUGGGAUACGUCAAGAAACAGAUUUGAAACUGGAUCGUCAGAACAAAAAUCUACUGCUUUAAAUAGCGUAUCAAGCUUUGGAUGGACGAACGAAAUGGUGGAUGACAAAGCAAGGUCUUCUAUGGAUACCACCGGGACAGUUCCCGGUAGCUCCAUGAUGUUGCAAGGGCACGAUCAAUCUUCUGGUGGCGGCUUAUUAGUCGACACAAAUAUGCAUAUGAUGGCUUUAGGCCUUUCUUCUCAAGCCAUGGAUUGGAACCAGUCCAUAUUUCAUGGAGGUGAAAAAGCGGAGAGCAGUUUUCGUUCUAUGCUUCAAGAAAAUUUGAGUAAUUCAAAUAGCAAUUUUCAGCAAGAAACUGGGACAGCAUCUUCUCAAGAUCAGUGGAGGGAGAAAAUAUAUUCUGCAAGUUCUGAGGAUUCUAAUGUGAAUGAAUACAAGCAAAUCAACCGGGUUUUUCCGUUAGAUAAUACCUCGGAUGAAAGCCAGCAGGGUUUAACCACCAGUUUUCCGGUGGAUUCCGCUGCCGCCUACGGCCUUCUACUAUCUGAAAAUCAACCACAGCAUACUACAUAUGAGAACAGGCCCAUGAAUUACCAUUAUCCAACGAACUACGGAUCGAACACAGGAGAAUGGACGCCUUCUUGGAACAAAAUUCCUCAGACAUUCUUAAGAACAACAGUACCUCCAAAACAGCCUUCUGCUAAUAUACAUUUCACCAAUAAAACUCCCUUCUGGAAUGCACCGGGAACCGAUGAUGUUCGACCAAACUUCUUUUCCUCGUUGCCAACGCCACUUCCUAUGCCGGCCUUGGAUGAAAAACCAAAGAUUACAUCAGAAGUUCGGGAUUUGAGUACAACAGCAAAGAAAACUAACACUGAAUCAUCAAAUAAAAGACUCCGGAAUGAAACGCCAACACCUUUGCCAGCUUUUAAGGUGAGAAAAGAGAAGAUGGGAGACAGAAUCACUGCACUUCAACAAUUAGUUUCACCUUUUGGAAAGACUGAUACGGCUUCCGUGCUUUCUGAAGCUAUCGAAUACAUAAAAUUUCUACAUGAUCAAAUCGGCACUUUAAGUGCCCCAUACAUGAAAAGUGUUACUCCAAUACAACCCCAGCAGAAUUCUGAUAAAUCAAAGGCUCCUGAUCAAGGACCGCGACAAGAUCUUAGAAGUCGAGGGCUAUGUUUAGUACCGGUUUCAUGCACUUAUCCGGUUGCUCAUGAUACGACGGUCGAUUUUUGGACCCCGACAUACGGAGGAACUUUCAGAUAA